AGGACAUUACUCGUCGUCUUCAUCAUCAUCUUCAUCAUGAACAGCGGCGUUCAGCAUCCGAGCGCAGCGACUCGCGUCCUGUCGGAGUGAAUCACUUUGAUUCAAAUUCAGCAUCAACGCGAGCAGAUCUGUGAGCCAGCAAAAUGGGAGAGCAGCCCAUCUUCAGCACCAGAGCGCACGUCUUCCAGAUCGACCCCAGCACCAAGAAGAACUGGGUUCCCACCAGCAAACACUCCGUCACCGUGUCCUACUUCUACGACAGCACGCGCACCGUGUACCGCAUCAUCAGCCUCGACGGGUCAAAGGCCAUCAUCAACAGCACCAUCACCCCCAACAUGAGCUUCACCAAAACCUCACACAAGUUCGGUCAGUGGGCAGACAGUCGGGCUAACACCGUCUACGGCCUGGGCUUCUCCUCCGAGGCCCAUCUGAGCAAAUUUGCUGACAAGUUUGCAGAGUUCAAAGAAGCGGCGCGGUUAGCCAAAGAGAGAUCUCAGGAGUUAACCAGCUCACCCUCACAGCGCAAACCCGUCUCGUGUUUCCCGCGCCUGAAGGAAUCAGCGAUGGGUGACCUUCAGUCUCCUGUGACUCCAGAGAGCAUCAACGGCACGGACGAGAGAGUGACCCCCGACACAGCCUUCAACACCGAGAGCCGCGCCGAGAUCAACACUGUGCCCUUCCCCCACAGCUCCACGUCCAUCAGCAAGCACUGGGAGGCCGAGCUGGCGGCUCUGAAGGGGAAUAAUGCUAAGCUAACGGCGGCGCUGCUGGAGUCCACGGCUAACGUCAAGCAGUGGAAGCAGCAGCUGGCGGCGUAUCAGGACGAGGCCGAGCGACUGCACAAACGGGUCACGGAGCUGGAGUGUGUGAGCGGACAAACCGCCGGCGUCAAAACACAGAAAACAGAGCUGAACCAGACCAUAGAAGAGCUGGAGGCCGAGCUGAAGGCCAGAGAGGAGGAACUGGAGAAGCUGAAACAGGAAGUGGAGGAAGCCAGCCAGCUGCAAACACAGAGAGAUUCGCUCACUCAGAAACUACAGGAGACGGAGCUGAGGAACGUGGAGCUGGAGUGUCAGCUGCUGGAUCUGGAGCAGCGUCUGGAGAACCGGCGUCUGGAGAGAGAGAGCUUCAGGAGGAGUCUGCGCUCGCUGCUGGAGCUACUGCACCGAAAGAUCUUCCAGCUGACCCAGCUACGAGACAGUCUGACCAAACUGAUGGAGAGCGACAGCAGCUAGAGACGAGACGCUCACACACACACAGAGAGACACACACACACACACACUCACA
Molecule: messenger RNA, 1287 nt
Organism: Sinocyclocheilus rhinocerous
Lineage: Eukaryota; Metazoa; Chordata; Actinopteri; Cypriniformes; Cyprinidae
Gene: homer1
Product: homer scaffold protein 1
Exons: 10
Coding region: 144-1235 (363 amino acids)
Biological process (GO): G protein-coupled glutamate receptor signaling pathway
Molecular function (GO): G protein-coupled glutamate receptor binding
Source: RefSeq, a predicted model, not a curated record